UAUAAGCAUUUAAGCUUACCCAAAAUGUACAAAGAAGAAUAAUGGAAGCCCCUGAAUACCUUGAUUUGGAUGAAAUUGACUUCAGUGAUGACAUAUCUUAUUCAGUCACGUCGCUCAAGACCAUCCCCGAACUCUGCCGACGAUGUGAUUCCCAAAAUGAAGACAGACCAGUUUCUAGCUCUGGCUGGAGCUGUGGCGUCUCCACUCUCAUCACAAACACACAAAAGCCCACAGGAAUCGCUGACAUAUACAGCAAGUUCCGCCCUGUGAAGCGCGUGUCCCCGCUGAAACAUCAGCCCGAGACUCUGGAGAACACUGAAAACGAUGACCAAAAGAAUCACAAAGUAGAGCACCAGAAAGGGGGCGGCCCAGACCCGCCCGAGCAGCUCAGGCCCGAUGAUGGAGGAAGAGGCUUGCCGCCGGGCAAGGGUGCCGAUCCUGCCAGUGCCCCGGACGAGCUGGAGCAUUACGACCUGGACAUGGAUGAGAUUCUGGAUGUGCCUUACAUUAAGUCUACCCAACAGCUGGCCUCGUUUACCAAGGCGACUUCAGAAAAAAGAAUUCUGGGGUUGUGUACCACCAUCAAUGGUCUUCCUGGCAAAGCCUGCUCUACAGGAAGCAAUGAGAACUCACCGCCCAGCGCCGCGCCGCUCUGUGUCCUCUCUCCCGUGAAGAGCCCUCACCUGAGAAAAGCAUCUGCAGUGCUCUUGGAGAAACACAAGCCCUCCGUGGAGGAAUCUAGCAGCUCGCCUCCUCUGCCUCCAUGCGGCUCUGCCUGCGAGCCGGAAAGCCAGAGUAAAGACUUCUUAAACAAGUCCUUCAGCGACCCACCGGGCCGAAAAAUGGAAAAGACAAUGACAGACUGCCAGCUCAGGUCAUUUCACCUGCCGUCCUCCACCACAGAGCCCAGGCUGGAGGAGCAGGUCAACGGCCUGGCCUGGCCCAGCUCCCAAGGCUCUGAAGAAAAGACUGAGCACUUGAAAAAAGUCAAGAGCAUCCUGAACAUUGUAAAAGAAGGACAGAUAUCUCUCCUGCCACACCUCGCUGCAGACAAUCUAGACAAAAUUCACGAUGACAGUGGCAACAACCUGCUCCACAUCGCCGCGUCGCAGGGCCACGCGGAGUGCCUGCAGCACCUCACCUCUCUGAUGGGGGAAGACUGCCUGAGCGAACGCAACGCGGACGCGCUGACGCCGGCAGGCCUGGCCAUCAAGAAUGGUCAGUUGGAGUGUGUACGCUGGAUGGUGAGUGAAACAGAAGCCAUCGCAGAAUUAAGUUGUUCUAAGGAUUUCCCAAGCCUCAUUCAUUAUGCGGGUUGCUACGGCCAGGAGAAGAUUCUUCUGUGGCUUCUUCAGUUCAUGCAAGAGCAAGGCAUCUCACUGGACGAAGUGGACCAGGACGGGAACAGCGCGGUUCACGUGGCCUCUCAGCACGGCUACCUCGGGUGCAUACAGACGUUGGUUGAGUAUGGAGCAAAUGUCACCAUGCAGAACCACGCCGGGGAGAAGCCCUCCCAGAGUGCCGAGCGGCACGGGCACACCCUGUGUUCCCGGUACCUGGUGGUGGUGGAGACCUGCAUGUCACUAGCUUCGCAGGUGGUGAAGUUAACCAAGCAGCUCAAGGAGCAGACAGUGGAACGAGUUACACUACAGAAACAACUCCAACAGCUUCUAGAAGCCCAGAAAUCAGAGAGCAAAUCACUUCCUUCCACACCCAGCUCGCCCCCUUCACCAGCUUCCAGGACAGCCCAGUGGAAGGCUGCUGACGCUGACGAAGAGUCUCCAGCCAGAAGCAAGCCAGCAGUGCAAGAGGGAAUUCAGGUUCUCGGAGGCCUGUCCUCAGCGAGCCGGCCCAGACCCAAAGCAAAAGACGAAGACUCUGAUAAGAUCCUGCGGCAGCUGCUGGGGAAAGAAAUCUCAGAGAAUGUCUGCACCCAGGAGAAGCUGUCUUUGGAAUUCCAGGAUGCACAGGCCGCCUCUAAAAAUUCAAAAAAGAUCCCUGUAGAGAAGAGGGAAUUAAAGCUCGCCAGACUAAGGCAGCUGAUGCAGAGGUCACUGAGUGAGUCAGACACAGACUCCAACCACUCCGAGGACCCCAAGAACACCCCUGUGAGAAAGGGAGACAGGCCCCGGCCCCAGCCCAUUGUGGAGAGCGUGGAGAGCGUGGACAGUUCCGAAAGCCUGCACCUGAUGAUAAAGAAACACUCGGUGGCCUCAGGACGCCGGUUUCAUUUCAGCACCAAGGCCUCCAAAUCCCUGGACGGCCACAGCCCGUCUCCCACCUCCGAGAGCAGCGAGCCGGAUGUGGAAUCCCAGUGCCCAGCUGCGGGGAGGACUCCCCCUAGCCAGCCCUCUGGGGAGCACCCCCAGCCCAGUCCCGACAGCACUGCUGCCCAGAAAGUCGCCACGAGCCCCAAGAGCGCCCUCAAGUCUCCAUCCUCCAAACGCAGGACAUCUCAGAACUCGAAACUCAGGGUGACUUUUGAGGAGCCUCUGGUGCAGAUGGAGCAGACGAGCCCCGAACUAAAUGGAGAGAAAGAAAAGGAGUCGGGCAGGACCCUCCAGCGGAGCUCCGCGGCUGGUGAACCAGGGGAGCCACUGAAAAGGCCUUUUGGAACCUUCCGGUCCAUCAUGGAGACGUUGAGCGGCAACCAAAACAACAAUAACAACUAUCAGGCAGCCCACCAGCUGAAGACCUCCACGCUGCCCUUGCCCUCACUUGGAAGGAAGGCACCAGACGCCAAGGGAGACCCUGCGAGCAAUGCCAGCAAGGCAAAGAACAAGGCAGAGAUGUACGGCAGCUGCUUCAGUCUUUCUUCUAACAUGCUGGUUGAAGAGCAUCUGCGUAACUCUGCACGGCAUAAUGACACCUACAGAGAAAUGAAGAAAUCCAGAAGCAUAAAGCACAUUGCUGAGCCAGAGUCCAAAGAACUCUUCUUGUAAAUCACGUUCCUGAUGUCCUCACUGCUGCCCAUUGGACUUCACUGGACGACCCACUGUGGAAAUAGACCCAUGAGCACCACAUUCACCAGCAACACUUGUCAGGAUGCCUUAAAUGUAUAUAUCGUAUGAAACCAUAAUAAGAUCCAUUUGUGGGUGAUAUCUGUGUGUAUAUGUAUAUAUAUAUGGAUGGAUAUAUAUAUAUAUAUAUACACAUAUAUAUAUAACUUGGUUCCUGAAAGAUGCUGUUUAAGAGCAUGGUUGGGCAAAUGUAUGCUUUUAAAUAUUGGAUUGAUUCAAGCUAUGUGAAGGAUGUUUGCCAAACCACUGACGCCAUUUCUAUUCUGUCAGUUGCAUGAGUGUUUGCUAAUGGUGGUAGAACUUCUCUUUCCCCAGAACACAGGCAGCUUUGGCUCAGCUCUUCAGUGACACCAGGUCAGUGGUAUUGUCAAGAAUGUUUUUUCUGUCAUUUCUACUUUUUUGUAUAAGGGAAAUAAAAUGAUGUUAACAGCCACCUAUAAGCUCGGGGCACCUACUUUCUAAUAAAUGCAGGAUGUUCUGAUUUCUAAAGGGC
This is a messenger RNA of Dipodomys ordii (Ord's kangaroo rat), 3513 nucleotides long. RefSeq names its product synuclein, alpha interacting protein (gene Sncaip). The record is from RefSeq and is a predicted model, not a curated record. Lineage: Eukaryota; Metazoa; Chordata; Mammalia; Rodentia; Heteromyidae. Gene Ontology annotation, molecular function: ubiquitin protein ligase binding. Bases 42 to 2942 code for a protein of 966 amino acids. The transcript has 11 exons.